Molecule: messenger RNA, 1167 nt
Organism: Tetrapisispora phaffii CBS 4417
Lineage: Eukaryota; Fungi; Ascomycota; Saccharomycetes; Saccharomycetales; Saccharomycetaceae
Exons: 1
Coding region: 1-1167 (388 amino acids)
Source: RefSeq, a predicted model, not a curated record
AUGUUUAGUAACUUCUCACUUGAUAAAUUGACGGAUUCUAUCUCCAAUGUGGCUUUGAAGACCCAAGAAAACUUCACCAACGCAAUCACCGACCUUAACAACAAUAUCGAGACUAUUUUAAAUGACCCAAAUACGAAAUUGUCAAUUCGAGCAAGAUCAAGAUAUAUCCAGGAACAAUUAGGCACUCUAGACGAUGAAAUUAGUAAACUGCCUCAACAGUAUGUGGAAUUGGAAAUUAAAACCGAUUCAGUAGAGAAAAUAUUGAAAAGACUGUUACUAGUGACAAACACAUUUGCCACUGAAGGUUACGAUUAUCCGCCCAACUUAACUGAGAGUAUCUCUGACUGGUGGGCUGAAGAUGAAACUACAGAAAAUAAAAAUUUCUUACCAAGAUCAUUCGCUCAAGCCUUAGCCAAAGCAUAUUCUGAUUCAAAGUUAAUUACUGAUAAGGCCGAAAGAAAUAUUAAAUUACAGACUUCUCCAAAGAAUACAGGCACGAAAGACGAAAAUCCAGAAGCAGGAGCAGAAGAAGAGGUAGAGGCCGAUGAUGAUGAGGAAGAUGAAGAUUUGGUCACCUUGGGUAAGGCUUUCAAAGCUUUGUCUAAUAGUUUUACCAAUAUAGACAAUGGUAAGAAUGAAAUGGACACCAUGAUCGUGAAUGAGUUUAAUAAGAAGUUAGAGCAUUUGUUAGAAGUUGAGUUUAAAGAAGUUGCCCAAUUGCGCAGAAAUGUCGAAAACUCAAGAUUGAAGUUCGAUACAAUGAGAUACGAUGUUAAACUAAAAGAAGCCAAGGCAGAACAAGAGGAGGCCAAGGAAGUUUCUACAGAUAAAGAAAUUGAAAAGAAGGAAAGUGAAACAAAAGAACCGGAAACAAAGGGUACUGAAGAGAAAGAACCGGAAACGAAGGAUACGGAAGAGAAAGACCCUGUCAAAGAAAAUGAAGGCGAAAAUGAAGAUGAAGAUUAUAAACUUCUUGAACAACUAGAAGAUGAAUUCGUUUCGAACACCUCUUCUGCUGUCGAGAAAAUGGAAGAAUUGACAGAUUCAGCUAAAAUAUUAGAUCUGGUGAAAUUAUUCCAAAACUUCCAAUUAGUUUACUAUAGACAAUGCGUGCAAGAAAUUGAAAAUAACUUAAAAACUAUUUCAGACCUUGAGAUUUUAUCUUGA